Messenger RNA from Fragaria vesca subsp. vesca, 1332 nucleotides. RefSeq names its product autophagy-related protein 18-like. NCBI's taxonomy places the organism in Eukaryota, Viridiplantae, Streptophyta, Magnoliopsida, Rosales, Rosaceae. The transcript has 11 exons. The record is from RefSeq and is a predicted model, not a curated record. Bases 160 to 1110 code for a protein of 316 amino acids. Gene Ontology annotation, molecular function: protein binding; phosphatidylinositol-3-phosphate binding; phosphatidylinositol-3,5-bisphosphate binding. Gene Ontology annotation, cellular component: phagophore assembly site membrane; extrinsic component of membrane; cytosol. Gene Ontology annotation, biological process: protein lipidation; protein localization to phagophore assembly site; nucleophagy.
CAGUCCUCCUCCUCUUCUUCCUACCCAGUCCUCUGCGCUUCCUUCAACCAAGACUCCAGUUGCUUUGCCAUAGGCACAAAGCAUGGCUUCAGAGUCUUCGAUUCCAAUACAGGCAGACUCUGCUAUGAACGAGCUAUUGGAGCUUUCGUUAUUGUUGAAAUGCUGUUUUGCUCUAGUCUUCUUGCCAUUGUUGGAGCUGGUGAAGAGCCAUCUUUAUCGCCGCGCCGUCUCUGUUUGUUCAAUAAAACAACUGGAACUGCUCUCCGUGAAUUGAAUUUUUUAACUUCAAUACUUGCCGUUCGUAUGAAUAGGAAAAGACUUGUUGUCAUCUUACAAGACAAAACAUAUGUAUAUGACAUAAAUAGUCUUGCAAUCUUGGACACUAUUGAUACUGUAUCAAAUUUAAAAGGGCUUUGCGCAUUCUCCCCAAGUUUGGAUGGAUGUUUCUUGGCUAUACCUGCCAGCAUCUCCAAAGGAUCCGUGUUGUUGUACAAUGUUAUGGACCUGCAUUUACAUUGUGAGAUUGAUGCUCAUAGAGCCCCACUUGCUGCAAUUGCACUUUCUUCCAAUGGGAUGUACAUAGCAACAGCAUCCGAACAGGGAACCAUUAUCAGAGUCCAUCUAGUCUCAGAAGCAACAAAGUCAUAUAGCUUCCGGAGAGGGACAUAUCCAUCAACUAUAUUCUCCUUAUCAUUUGCGCCAUCUACGCAACUGCCAGAUGUUCUCGUGUGCACAAGUUCAUCAGGGUCUGUUCAUGCUUUCUCGCUUGGGUUUUCUGGUUACCAGAGGAGCAAAAGAUCGGGAAGUUUUCUUGGAUCAAUUAUACCCGACUCUGUUACUGAUGCACUAGAUCCAGCAUAUCACGAUGUACUUCAUAAUGUUGCACCUGUAGGGGUUAAAAGCUAUGCAGUGAUUCGUAAGAUUGAGAAGGUUGCUGAUGCAUCAACUUCAGAUAUCGUGGCAUGUCGGGCCACUAUUUCUAUUAUCAGCUACAGCGGGUACUUCCAGGAGUACAACUUAAGCAUCAACAAUCAAAAUGAGUUCUUGUGGAGUUUGGAGCGUGAAUUUAAGCUACUGAAUGUCAUUUUAGAUGAUGCCAUCAGCUUGUAACAAAGCAUGUUGAUUACAAAUUAAGGUUGAGAGAUUGUCAUCUGAUACUCUGAUAAACGUAAUGAUACUAACACAAUAUUAGCAUAUACAAUUUGUGUCACUGUAUAUAAGCAGUGGUAAUAGUUUUGGCCUUUCCAAAGACAAUGUAGCUGUGAAUUGACAGACUUAUCACUAAUUCAAAAAAUCAAGUUGCCUGGUUGGCCUGGAUUGUUGUGGUGAUUU